Messenger RNA from Pediculus humanus corporis (human body louse), 1176 nucleotides. RefSeq lists its product as uncharacterized. The record is from RefSeq and is a predicted model, not a curated record. The transcript is spliced from 7 exons. Lineage: Eukaryota; Metazoa; Arthropoda; Insecta; Psocodea; Pediculidae. The coding region runs from base 1 to 1176 and encodes 391 amino acids.
AUGGACGUUACCGAUGGCAGCAAAAGAAAAAGUGAAAAUUUGGAAGUCACCGGAGUUUCGAGAUCCGGAAGGGUUAGGAAAAAAUCUAGUAAACUUGUUGAUUUUGAAUCUACUGAUGAAGUAGACAUUAGACAAAAAAGAAAACUUCAAAAUGAUCGAGGAGAUCAGUCAUCUGGUAGUAGAUCAAAAAAAGUUCAAAAAACUACAAAAAACAAGCCUGAAGAAGAAGGACAAUCAUUUUCUGAAAAUGUAAAAGAAAAUGAUGCAAAUGGAAAUCAUCCAGAUUCAGAUACAGAUAGUGAGUUGGGUCAACCUCAUAUUGAUGAAGAAGAUGAAGAGUAUGAAAUGGGUGAGGAUGAUGAUGAAGAAGAAGAAGAAGAGGAGGAGGAUGAAGAUGAUGAUUACAAUGAAGGGCAGUUAGUUGUAGAUGAAAAAACUCCAACUCAGUCACUUUACAUGAUGGAAAAAUCUAAAAAAAAAUUAGUAAUAAAAGAUGGAAAAGUAGUUGGAACCACAAAAACUCAAAGGAAAGAUAAAGGAAAAGCAAGAUUUACAGCAUACAUGAUGUGGGCUAAAGAAAUUAGACAAGAAUUAAACAAACAAUACCCAGACAUGGAUUUUACAACUAUGGCUAGAAGACUUAGUGAGCUUUGGGGAACAGUUCCCAAUUCUGAAAGAGAAUUAUGGAGAAGAAAAGCUAAAAGAGAGGCUGCAAAAAAACAAAAAUGUAUAAAACAGGAUGCUCCAUUAUUACCUAGUAGAAAAUUUAUAAAUAAAAAGGGAGGACCUAUUCAGCCACCAUUGAACAAUAUCCCUGUUGCAAAACCAGUUGCCACAUCUCCACCGGAAAAUCAAGUUCAAAUUAAUCAAAUUAAAAAACAACAAGAAGUUAUCACAAGUCCAGGUUUAUACAAAGUAACAGGUAUUGCUCCAAUAGAUGUUGCUGCACAUUUAAAAUUAUUAGGAGAAUCAUUAUUUAUUAUAGGAGAAAGACUGCAGGAACAUGAAGGGCAAAUUGCUGUAUCAGGUAGUUUGUCGGUUCUCCUAGAUUCUUUGUUAUGUGCAGUUGGUCCAUUGCUUUGUCUGACUCAACAAGUUGAAGAAAUGAAAUCAAAUAGUCAAGUCCUGUCAAAAAUCCUUCAAAAUGUCGCGUACAUGAUGCCUGGUUUAGGAUAA